Molecule: messenger RNA, 1005 nt
Organism: Ceraceosorus guamensis
Lineage: Eukaryota; Fungi; Basidiomycota; Exobasidiomycetes; Ceraceosorales; Ceraceosoraceae
Exons: 3
Coding region: 1-1005 (334 amino acids)
Source: RefSeq, a predicted model, not a curated record
AUGCGAGGCACUGGUUUUUGGGCCUUGAGCACAUUAGCGCUCUUCGCAUCUACGCAGACUCCAUGCACAGCUGCUCCGGUGCCGACAUCCGAGACAGUGCUCAAUGACCGCCAUGCUGCCAAUCAUGAUUCACAAAACCCGCUCGGGCUACAAAGACGCGCGCUCCCAGCCCUUGGCGGACCCGUCGGGACAGGCUUGAUGGGACUCUCUUUCCUACCCAUGUUCAUGCACCACGGAGGCGGCAAAGCGGAAGCAGCGCCAACGACCAUCAAUCCGAGCACGUUCGACGUGAAAAAGGAGCUGGAAUUCGGUCUGACGGUCAACAAGUGGAGAGCUAAAGCUGCUGCUGCGCAACAAGCUGCUGCAGACAAGGCGCAAGCGCUCGGAUCCGAGCCUGCGCCAGCUCCGGUCAAGAAGAAGGCGCAAGCAAAGCAACCUGAACAUGCGCCCGCACUUGCGAAGGAGCCUUCUCCAGCGCCUAGCAAACUUCCAAGUGGACGGCUGAGAAGGAGAAGCGGGUCGAACAGGGAGCUUGAAAGUGCUAUCGUGGAGCGAUCGAGCGUCGUCAGAACUGGGAGCACUCCGCCGGCUGCGCUCGAUCGGCGUCUAGUUGGAGGCACCGCUGGUGUGGUCAUUGGCGGACUUACGCUGGUACCCACUUUCAUAGAUGGUGUCAAAGGACUUGCAGAUGCUGGCAAACAUGGCACGGAGGGUGGGGCACUACCCGGCGGACAGACUCCCGUUGACCCCAACCUCGCCAAAGCGCAAGUACAAGCGACCAAGGCGGCGGUAGAAAGGCAAAAAGCUGCCGUUGCCAAGAUCAAGCACGAGGAAUUUGUUUCUGAGGCCAAAGCGUUCAAUGCGGAUGCGGACUUUAAGAAGACGAUUGUGGACAACGGAGCGAUAGUUAGGCAGAACAGAGGUCGCGUCACCGUGCCAAAGUGGUACAAUAAGCUGGAUUACAGCAAUGCUGGCCAGCAUAUAAAGAUUCCAAAACUCCGCUGA